This is a messenger RNA of Fraxinus pennsylvanica, 312 nucleotides long. The record is from the annotation of a GenBank genome assembly. NCBI's taxonomy places the organism in Eukaryota, Viridiplantae, Streptophyta, Magnoliopsida, Lamiales, Oleaceae.
AUGGCUACAACAGAGCCAAUGUUGGUAAAAUCUCAAUUUUCAAUUAAGAGUUCAAGAAUGAAUUCAGAGCUAGGGUUCAUUACAUCCCAGUUGAAUGGCAUCAAAAAAUUUCAGCAACCCAAUUCUGAUCUAAGUAGCGAAAAGCAUCACCGUGAAAAUUCCUCUGACGCCAUCCUGGCUGCCGGAUUCCCUGACUUAUUCUUCAACGCCAUUUCCAGAUACGAAAGUGUGUUACCCGAUGUUAUGUUGCGCAUUCCACUGUCGUCCAUGCUGAGAAUGCAGAUUUUACCUCUCUGGUAUUUAAAGGUCUAA